Callithrix jacchus (white-tufted-ear marmoset) is the source of this 1851-nucleotide messenger RNA. The record is from RefSeq and is a predicted model, not a curated record. NCBI's taxonomy places the organism in Eukaryota, Metazoa, Chordata, Mammalia, Primates, Cebidae.
GAGGAAGGGCCGGGAGAGGGCGCGGUGGGCAAGAGCGGGUGCGGACCCGACGACCUCCCCGUAGCGCCCCGGCGUCGGGGAGGACUUCGGACCUCGCAGAGCCCGAAGGCUCGCAAAUUUUGACCGAAAACCCCUCCCUUCUCCAAGCAGCUCAGCCUGUGUUCUGUAGCCAGAAAAUUACAGUUCUUCCCACUCAAGGCCACCAGAGUCAGAAAAUUCCUGCAAAUGGGCUCCCAGAGGCCAGGCUGAAGCUGCCACACUGGCUGGAAUGGGCUACUUUGGAGAGGGACGUGGGAAUUCAUUCCAAGGAGCAGGGAGAUUCUAAGAGAAUCUCACCAGCUUACAAAGGAGGCAGGCUCUGAAGCCGUCAUCUAGAGCCUGUGGUGAAGCCCUCUUGUUAGGGCAACUGGAUGGUUUGUGUUCAAAAUCCAUUUCGCGUGUGUGCAAAGACACAGGUGUUAUUAGAAGGGAAAAUUCAAUGACUGAAAUUUUUAAUACUAAAUAAGCUGAUUUUUAGUUUUUCUAGGGGCACUGUUAUUUGUGACCACAAUGAAAAGUGUAGACAGUGAUGAUCUGGUAACUGGCACACUUCCCAAGCUCAAGAGCUCAAAAGAAUGGUUGGAGCCCAAGCCCCUUUGUUUUAUGGAGGUCUUAGCUAAAGAAGAUACUGAUGCAGCUAUUCAGUCAAUAUUAUACAGAAAAAUUAUUUAACUAAGGUAAGAAUUGGCUACAAAAUGCAUCUCAAAACUAGAUAAGUAUUUACAACAUCAAGCCUUCUUAAAUGCAAGAAAAAAGGAGAUGUUAUAUAAAAGAUGCGACCAUGUGGCACAUCCUCUUCAAAAGAAAAUUAUAGAAAAAGUUUGCUCACAUAAGAAGAUUAAAAAAAGGAGGCAAGAGGAAUCAGACAGCUUUAUAAAAUAUGUAAAUAAAAAAGGGAAAUGCUUUAUAGAACAUUAUGAUCCAAAGGAGUAUGAUCCCUUUUAUAUGAGCAAGAAGGACCCCAAUUUUCUGAAGGUUACCAUCCCACCAUUUCGCGACCCUUUGAAAAAAGCACAAGACAAGGAUAAUGAAAAAAGAACUCUUCUUCAGUGUGAGACUGGUACUUAGCAAAUAUAUACAAUAAAAGAAUUCAAAGAAGUUGAGAAGGCUCAGCUGCAUUCCAGAUUCCCACAAAUUUCUAAUUCAAGGCACUUUAUGACUCCAAAUGAGUGGCUAAAACUGCCUAUAGGAUACAUAGAAAGUGAAUUUUGUAAGAGGAGAAGGUUAAAGGUGAAAGUGAAUUUUAACGACUGUAGUUUCGAUUUGAAACCCUUGGCAAGAACUCCUUCUCUUCUGAAAUCCCAGGAAGAAGGAAAAGCAGUUAUUUACAAAAACAAAGGGUCAUCCUGUCUAGAAAAAGAACCGUUGUGUUAUCGAGAGGCAAAGAAUCCAAGUGUCAAAGAGGCCACCUCUGAAGGGCAUUUUUCGUCCUUGAGCCUCAGUCAGGAGGUGGAACGGGAGGAAGACCAGGAUGGGUCCCCUUCCUCCGGUUUGGGGCUGCUGAGGCUGGAACUACAAGAAAGAAAAGGGAGGUUUUAGCAACCAAGGAGCACACACCCUGAUCCUUGAUUGGUGAAAGGAUACACAAAAUAAGGCUGCUUCAGAGGAAGUUGUCUGCUUGCGGGAAUCCGGGUGAAGGCCAAGGAAGGCACUCAAGAAUUGUCGUGUCUCUAAAAAAGCAUGUGCAACAAACUUCCUUUAAUUUUUAAGUUCAGUGUCUGUGAUAAUUAAGAAAUGGCAAUACCAUGUAUUUUCCCCAGAAGUUAAGAAAUAUUGCCGAAUGAACCAAUAAAAAUAAUUAUAGCUACCUUA